CCCAGCAGCCUGCCCGGAGGAUGAAUGAACCCUACAGCCCUGCAGCACCCAGACCCAUGAGCAGCACCUCGCCCAGCACCAUGAAAAUGUUCAUGUGCUUCCUCACAGUAUUUAUUGUAGCACAGAUGAUUGGGACUGUACUGUUCUGUUUAUAUCUUCACAUGAAGAUGGAUAAGAUGGAAGAAGCCUUGAGCUGAAAUGAAGAUUACGUCUUCCUGCGGAAAGUACAGAAAUGUCAGACGGCAGAAGGUCGGAAAUCGACUUUAUUGGACUGUGAUAAGAUUUUAAGAGGCUUCCAGGAUCUCCAGUGCAAGGUAGACUGCUGUUAGCCGGAUAGAGACCCUGCUGGCGGUGGAGGGGGGCUCCCAGAAACACACGCACAGCUUUAUUCAAAACCACGGGUGUCCUUUUUUAAACUGUUUUCCCAAAACGCUCUCGGCAAGAGCCCAUGUUUUCCCUCCGCAGUUUUAGAGUGGAAGGCGACGGGCUACGCCCCCAUGAACAGCCUGAUAUCCUACCAGCAGGGCAAGCUGAAGGUGGAAAGAGCCGGGCUCUACUACAUCUACUCGCAGGUCAGCUUCUGCACCAAGGCGACGGCUUCGGCACCCUUCACCCUCUAUAUUUAUUUGUACCUCCCCAUGGAAGACGACCGGCUCCUGUUGAAAGGACUGGACACGCACAGCACGUCGACGGCUUUCUGCGACCUCCAGUCCAUCCGGGAGGGCGGCGUGUUCCAGCUGCGGGAGGGCGACAUGGUCUUUGUUAACGUCACAGACUCAACGCUAGUGAACUACAGCCACGGCAGCACCUACUUCGGCAUCUUCAAGCUGUAGCGGGGAGGCCCGCCCCGCCUUUGCGGAGCAAAGGGCCUUUCCCUCUUUCCCCUAUUUAUGUUCCUCUGCGUCUUUAUUGUCUCGUUUCUUAAUUUGUAUAUUUUGUUAUUUAUUAAUGGGGGCCCAGGG
Molecule: messenger RNA, 962 nt
Organism: Struthio camelus australis
Lineage: Eukaryota; Metazoa; Chordata; Aves; Struthioniformes; Struthionidae
Source: RefSeq, a predicted model, not a curated record